Messenger RNA from Punica granatum (pomegranate), 2070 nucleotides. Lineage: Eukaryota; Viridiplantae; Streptophyta; Magnoliopsida; Myrtales; Lythraceae. The record is from RefSeq and is a predicted model, not a curated record.
UUGUUAAUGAUUUGUGCCACUCUCUCUCUGCCUGCACGCUGCCCCCUCAUCACUUCUCUGCUUGCAACCUGUAAAGAUUCUAACACACCUAGCCAGCAGCAGAUGCAGAGGUAGACCCAGACCACACCCGCCAGAACAGAGCAGCAUCCCUCCCUCCUUCCGCUUCUUAUUUUCAAUUUUUUCUUUUUGAAUUUUCAUUAUUAAUAUAUAUAUAAUUUCAUAAAAUCCUUAUUUAAAUUUAAACCCCUCACUUCUGCUCCCCUCCUCCCCCACUUCAAGUUCUUGGAUUUUGGUUUUGAAAAGUUAAGCAGAAACCUCACUCCUCUCUCUCUCUCUCUCUUCCCCAAACUCUCUCCUUUUCCAUAUCUUUAUCUUCCCCAAUUGCAGAGUUCAAAAUUAGCAAUACCCACUCAGACUUCCUCAUAUAGCUCCCUUCCCUCCCUUCCUUCCUUUGCAAAUCUUUUAUCGUCUAAAGAGGAACAGUGUUGUUGAUGGAGAUCCUCUGACCCUGCAAGGACUCUGCUUUUAGACUGAUUACUCUGCUUCUCCAUCAUCAACCCUACAGACAAAGGAGAGGAGACAGAAGAGAGGAUAUGGGGAGGGCUGCGAGGUGGUUCAAGGGCUUACUGGGCAUGAAGAAAGAAAAAGACCCCCAAGCAGGCUUUUCGAGCUCCGUCUGCAGCGACAAGAAACCGGAGAAGCGGAGAUGGAGCAUCGGUAAAUCCGGGAAAGACCCUAAUGCCGCCGCUUCGAAUAUUCCAGCGAACAUCCCGAGAGGAUCCGACCCCGCAUGGCUCCGCUCAUACGUUGCCGAGACAGAUGAGGAGCAGAGCAAGCACGCCAUCGCCGUGGCUGCUGCAACUGCAGCGGCUGCGGAUGCAGCGGUUGCAGCUGCGCAGGCGGCGGUGGCGGUGGUGCGGCUGACGAGCCAGGGGAGGGGAGCGAUGUUCGGGGGCGGCCGCUGCAAUGGCAGUGGAAGAGAGCGGUCCGCUGCCGUCAAGAUUCAAACUGUCUUCCGGGGUUAUUUGGCCCGGAAAGCCCUGCGAGCCCUGAAAGGACUGGUCAAGCUACAAGCCCUCGUUCGAGGCUACCUCGUCCGAAAACGAGCUGCCGCGACUCUGCACAGUAUGCAAGCCCUCAUACGAGCCCAGGUGGCAGUCAGAUCCCAGCGGGUUAGCCGUUACCUCAAUAAAGAGAACCGGUUCCAACCGGAGAAUCGGCCCGGGAGAUCUAUAGCAAGGUUCGAUGAGACGAGGAGCGAGUUUCACAGCAAGAGACUGUCAGCUUCCUAUGACCCUCCAAUGAACGGGUUCGACGAGAGCCCGAAGAUUGUGGAGAUCGACACUAUUAAGCCCCGUUCGAGAUCCCGCCGUAUGAACAAUGUACUAGUUGAGUGCGGUGAAGAUUUUGCCUAUAAUGGAAUCUCUUCGCCUCUCCCGUAUCCCCUCCCUGCACGUCUCUCCGUUCCCGAAUCCCGUCAGUUGGAGGACUAUGAAUGGUACUACCCUGUAGAUGAGUGCAGGUUCUCGACUGCACAGAGCACUCCCCGUUUCGCAAAUUCUCUCCGGUCGAACACUCCGGCCACUCCAGCAAAGAGCGCAUGCGGGGACAGCUUUUUCCGGCCCUACUCAAACUUCCCCAACUACAUGUCCAGCACCCAGUCGUUCGAGGCCAAGUUGAGGUCCCACAGCGCCCCAAAGCAGAGGCCCGAGCACGAGCCAUUCGGUCCAAAGAAGAGGCUGUCACUCAACGAGAUCAUGGCAGCGAGGAACAGCAUCAGCGGUGUCCGAAUGCAGCGGUCGUGUUCUCACCUUCACGAGGUGUUGAAUUACUAAAUGUUCGGCAUCAGAGUUUAACUGACCCGACUUCAUGAGGUGUUGACUUACUAAAUGUUCGGCAUCGGAGUUUAACCGACUGGCCGAGAACAAAGUUGAACAGGAGAUAGGAGAGAUUUAGGAGCACAGCUUGAAAGUGUUGGCAGAGUGCAAAAUUUGGGUAAAUUCAAUUCUCUCAAACAGUUCUUGUUUAAUUUUCUUAUAUGAAUGAAAUAUGAGAUCUCCUCUUGAUUCA